Notothenia coriiceps (black rockcod) is the source of this 1754-nucleotide messenger RNA. Its product is annotated as transmembrane protein 132C-like. The record is from RefSeq and is a predicted model, not a curated record. Bases 21 to 1754 code for a protein of 577 amino acids. The transcript is spliced from 6 exons. Lineage: Eukaryota; Metazoa; Chordata; Actinopteri; Perciformes; Nototheniidae.
GUUUUUAAUGUCAGUAUUGGAUGAGACAGCGGCGCCGUAUCCUGUGCAAUAAGAGAAAUGGUGGUGUCGCACGGAAUACAGCUGUUUUUUUUUUAAAUGGAGAACUGCUCACAGAGGAUAAAUUACGUGCAAAGUUGUGCGGCUUUCUGCUGAAGGAGUUAUCCAGCGGCAUCUCCCCCCUCCCUCGAAUAAACAUGGGUCCAAGGCGAGACAUGGGACUGUUUCUGUGCGUGGGAAUCACCGCGCUCCUCUUCCUUUGCACAGUGGUGGAUAGCAAGGUGAUCCUGGAGGGUCUUCAGAGGUACGGCCCCACGCCAAUCUAUCUGCCUGUCAACUACCAGAUCUUCAACGCGGAGUCGGCAUUCUUCCUACAGGAGGCCAACCAGGACUUAAUGAGGAACUCCAGCCUGCAGGCUCGCACCGAGUCUUUCUUCAUCCACCAGGCCCGGCAGAUGCCGUUUGUCAACGCUAGCUACGGGCCGCUGUCUGUCCAGCAGCCGGUCCCUCUGGAUCUGCUGCAGACGCUGCCGGGGCCCUUCAACCCCCCAACCUUCGAUACAUCAUCAGCACCAACAUCAGCAUCAUCAUCAUCGCCGCCUCUCUUCACAUUCAACUGGAAGGUCCACACCUAUAUCAUCAGCGACAGGAUUCACCCCAGUUGGCCAAAGGUCCAAGUGUUGUUCUACAUCGCGGGGAGGGACUGGGAUGAUUACAGCGCCAUCCACAAGCUGCCCUGCGUCAGGAUGUUCGCCUUCCACGAGACUCAAGAGGUGCGCGGGACAUGCAGGCUAAAAGGUGAGCUGGGGAUAUGCGUGGCCGAGCUCGAGCCCCUCGCCAGCUGGUUCAGCCUGCCCACAGUGAGACCGGGCAGGCAGAGGGUCUCGGAGCAAGCCCAGGGAACGCCUGUGGAGCUCUACUACAUGGUUCAAACCACGGGCAACGGAGACUGCAACUUGGAGGAUUCAAGGAAGGGCAGCUCUGUGCGCCCAGACCAGCAGAGGCCGAUGGGCUAUUACGCAGGGCACACCCCCAUGCAGCGCAUCGGCAGCGUCAGGCUGUUUCAGCCGCUGUCCGAGCUGAAGCUGGACAAUAACUUUGUGGUGAUGUCGCCCUCCAAACCCAUCCGGCAACGGGAAACAGUCUCUACUUUUCUGGCUCUGUCUACGCUGUCCUUAGUGCCAAUAUUCACCCUCAGGAGCAGCGACCAACACAAGGCCAGUUAUUACCGCCUCAGCGGCCUGGAUAAGAUCAAAGACGACGUUGAAACACUGAAGAUGGUCAAACUGAAGGACGGCGUGGCGUUCCUGGGAGCUAGAGCCAGUAAUCCUGUUGUGUGGACGGUGAGCCAGGAAGUCAGAAGUGAAGGUCACAGGGUCGUCACCCUCCACUGUCGGCGAAAGGAGAGCAGUUAUAGUCAAAGAAGAAGAGCCAAGGGGCUGUGGAUCGGCGACGAUGCCCAGCGUUCAUGGUUGCGAAUUCCGCCCUCGCUACGCUAUCUAGAAGGUUCACCUCGGCCCUUAAGACUGAGCCCCUCGGUGGUGACGUGGUGCUCCACCCCAUGUUUAGUGGUGAGCGCGGAGAAAGUGGGCAGCGACAGAUCAGGAAACUCGGCCAAAGGUCUGAGAAAAAUGUCCUCCCCCGACAGCGAGCCCGACAGCCCGUCGUACGCCGCGCUGCCGAGUGUGCACACGAGAGAAGAAAACGUUAAGGCAUCCACUAAACGUUUAUUUUUAAUGUCCACCAACAGCCCAUGA